Messenger RNA from Rhodofomes roseus, 837 nucleotides. RefSeq lists its product as uncharacterized. The annotation marks the transcript as partial. The record is from RefSeq and is a predicted model, not a curated record. NCBI's taxonomy places the organism in Eukaryota, Fungi, Basidiomycota, Agaricomycetes, Polyporales, Fomitopsidaceae. The transcript has 5 exons.
AUGCCGCCUAGUAACACGACUUUGCCAAACCCUAUGACGAACCUGGCAUACUUGGCACCAUCCGUGGCCGUCGAGAUAGAGGUUAUUCGAUGUGUUUUACUCAUCUCAACUGGGGCGACAAUAUGGGACGUGCUAUCGAGCUUUACCGAAGAAGUACAGCUUCUCUUUGGAGGGAAGUUGCGACUACCUAUGGUCGUUUACUGGAUCUCAAGGCUUUCCUCUGUGGCAUUCGUUUUCGUCAGCACGGUGUACAAAGUUACGCCCGUAGGCCACUGCAACGAAUUCGAGAAGACAGUUGCUGGCCUGAUGACCAUCGCCGUUUCAACCACAUCGCUCUUAUUCUUCUUUCGAAUACGGGCUGUAUUCCAUGACAGCAAGAUCGUUGUGGGCUUCUAUUUCAUCCUCUGGCUUAGUGUGGUCGGAGGAACAUUUCCUCUCCCCUUUGGCGCGACUGGCGGAUCGAUUGGCCCAACGUCGUAUUGCUUGGACACGGGUCUGAAACCAUACGCUUCUGCCUCGGUUAUAAUCCCCCUCAUCCACGACACGCUGGUGUUUCUGGCAAUGUCCUACAGACUGCUCUGCAACACUCGCAGAGAGGUAACACUCCGCGGCCGUCUGGGAUCCUUAUGGUCCCGGGACCAUCUUCCCAGAUUCUCGGCGACGCUUUUGAAGGGUUCCCAGCAUUACUACCUAGUCGCCGUCUGCAGCAAUCUCACCCUGCUCAUCAUGUUGUACAGCAAACCUCUUCCCGUUGUCAUGCGUACCGUGUGGUCGAUCCCGAAUGUCUUCCUGACCAACAGCAUGGCCUGUCGUAUUUUCCGUAACGCUAGGGCAGCC